GUAUACAUUAUGACCCAUCUUCUACACCUAGAGGAGUACCUUCCACAUAGCAUCGGUGUGUAUAGCAACACUUUGUUACAGCUCUAUGUAGAUCGAAGCGGGUUGUUGACAAUAUCAAACGCAGCUUGGUACGCAACCGUAAUAUCAGCAUUCCUACUAGACGUGGUAUCGACAUUGGUCACACUAGUACCAUACCUAGACAGCGGACUGUUACACGCACUGAAACUAAUAGGACAAAGUGGGAAUCAGCGAUUUGGGCAAUACUUCUGCGCUAACCUGCUAUUUGCAGCCAUACUAUACACAUUACUACCAGUGGCACUGUUGAUCAACCGCUUAACGGUCUGGGAAUCAUUACAAAGUUGGAAUUUAGUAGGUAUAGUCAUUCAAUUGUCUUCUAUACCAUAUUCCAUGAGCUUGGAUGUAUUCGCCCUAACAGCUAGAAUUGCUUUGGCAUUUUGCUUUAAAGCCAGUAUUGCCGACCUCACCUUCCCCGACGAUAACGUACCACAACCCAUGAACACGCCAGGUCAAGUAGGGACAACAACAAAGAAGAAUUGAUUUGUA
Messenger RNA from Babesia bovis T2Bo, 564 nucleotides. RefSeq names its product putative integral membrane protein. Bases 10 to 558 code for a protein of 182 amino acids. The record is from RefSeq and is a predicted model, not a curated record. The transcript is spliced from 6 exons. Lineage: Eukaryota; Apicomplexa; Aconoidasida; Piroplasmida; Babesiidae.